This is a messenger RNA of Thyridium curvatum, 735 nucleotides long. RefSeq lists its product as uncharacterized. The record is from RefSeq and is a predicted model, not a curated record. NCBI's taxonomy places the organism in Eukaryota, Fungi, Ascomycota, Sordariomycetes, Thyridiales, Thyridiaceae. Bases 1 to 735 code for a protein of 244 amino acids. The transcript has 3 exons.
AUGUCGGCAGCAAUUCUUAACCUGGUCGCCAAGCGCGCACUCAAGGACCUCGCUGACAAGAAUACUAAUUCCAAGAAUCCGUAUUUCGAGGAUGUCCCGGUCUAUGGUCGCGAUGGUCGUCCUACUGGCAAAGUCAAGCAACAAAAGAAGAAGAUUCCGGCCGGAAUCUCCGAGCACGAUGGCAAGGUCCUUAAGAAAGUCCGAAGGCGCGCGUAUCGGCUUGACAUGUCGCUGUUCAAUCUGUGCGGCAUCCGAUUCGGUUGGAGCAGUGUUGUGGGAAUAAUCCCUGUGGUUGGCGACUUUAUCGACCUUUUCCUGGCUUGGAACGUCGUCAGAACCUGCGCUCAGAUCGAUGGAGGUCUUCCCUCGUUGAUCCGCACUCGAAUGUUCUUCAACAUCCUGUUCGACUUCGUCAUUGGACUGGUACCUUUCGUCGGAGACAUGGCCGACGCCGUCUAUCGAGCAAAUACGCGUAACGCAUGGGUUCUUGAGGAGUAUCUUGUGAAGAAAGCCGAGGCGGAACAGAAGAGGGUUCCGUCGUCCACUACUGCGGGAAAUCUAGCAUCGCCGACGCGACCGGAACCGGCGAAAACGACAUCGGGCGGCUUUAUGAGCUUCUUUGGCAGAGGCAGGUCUCAGCAGGCUGACGAAGAGUUGGGUAUGGAGCAACUCGGCAGCAGCAGCAACAAUAACCAUAACAACAAUGGUAAAUCCGGCCAGCACCGAAGUGGUUGA